ACUCCACCCCCAGAACUCAGCCUCUACUUUAGUCAACCUGCACGUGUCAGUGUUUUAUUUACUUUCUAAUUAUUUAUAUUUUUCCAUCCAGAAUAAGGGUGGAAAUAUUUGAGUGUAUGAUGGUCCCACAGGAUAAAAUUCCUGGCAACUUCAAGAGUUUGUGGUUGAAAUAUGAUAUUGACACAUCCGACAAGCACCAAUUAUUCAUUAAAGAACAUUCCGUGAGAAAACAGGAACCAGGACACCCAAAAGGACGUACAUUAUUCAUCCUGAACAUUCCCCCUUACGUCAGCAAAGAUUCUCUGAAGAAUAUAUUUACAAGGCACUGCGGAGGGGUGAAUAAUGUGAGCUUACAUCCAGCCCUUGAAAGCUCCCAAAAUGGUUUCAAAACAGGCUACAUAGUCUUCGCGAAAAUAUCUUCACUGGAGAAGGCCCUCUCCUUGGGACAGGAUUUUACAGUAGUCCUAGAACCCGAGGAAACCCCCAAAAAUCCCCUGGGCUUAGUAAAAUGGUGCAGAGAAUAUAAUAAAGAGGCGAAUAUCUCCGAAAAUACCCUGAAAGAAGAAAUAGCCAAGUACAUGUCGAAUUACGAUAAAAGGAUCGAGAAACGUUUGGCUGCUGAAAAUACUCAAGAAGAUGCUGAUGGAUGGGUCACGGUGUCUAGUAAAAAGAAGAGAGGACAAUUCGCUCCCAGUAGAAAGGAGUCGACGAUUGAUAAAGUCCAGCAGAAAGAGCAGAUGAAGAGUAAAAAGAAGGAGUUGCUCAAUUUUUAUACUUUUCAAAUUAGAGAAUCUAAAAAACAACAUCUGGUGCAACUGCGGAAGAAAUUUGAAAUGGAUAAGCAGAAACUGCAGCAAUUAAAAACAAAGAGGACUUUUAAACCCUUCGGAUGAAUAUUGUAGAGUUUUUUUGUA
Molecule: messenger RNA, 914 nt
Organism: Fopius arisanus
Lineage: Eukaryota; Metazoa; Arthropoda; Insecta; Hymenoptera; Braconidae
Product: ribosomal RNA-processing protein 7 homolog A
Exons: 3
Coding region: 117-893 (258 amino acids)
Biological process (GO): ribosomal small subunit assembly; rRNA processing
Cellular component (GO): CURI complex; UTP-C complex
Molecular function (GO): RNA binding
Source: RefSeq, a predicted model, not a curated record